This is a messenger RNA of Durotheca rogersii, 1212 nucleotides long. RefSeq lists its product as uncharacterized. The coding region runs from base 203 to 1039 and encodes 278 amino acids. The record is from RefSeq and is a predicted model, not a curated record. The transcript has a single exon. Lineage: Eukaryota; Fungi; Ascomycota; Sordariomycetes; Xylariales; Xylariaceae.
GAACGAGCAAUAGAGACGAUCCAGAUGCUGGUGGCGUGCAACACACAAUCCCGUUACCUGUUUGAUACCUGCUACCGGCCUCUGGGCACAGAUACACUGGUGACACUGGAUAGAGGCAGCGUUAGCUCGCGACCGUGGGCUCAGCCAUGAGUAUAUAAGCUAAAAAAUUGCGAAGCGGGCAGUGCCAAGCGGGCAGGGAGGGAUGGGCGAGGUGUCUUCGGCGGUGGGCACGGGUUGGUCAGGAGGUUGGGCUGGAGAGAGAGGGAGAGCGAGAGAGAGGCAGAGCGAGAGACUGAGAGAGAGAGAGAAAGAGAGGGAGAGGGAGAAGGAUAUCUGGAAGAAUCCAGCGUGCGGCGGAAUCUCUCAUGGUGGAGGAGAUGCAGUACAAAGUAUCUGGCAGCUCGGUGCCUGCCUACCUAAGGUACAUCCACCAGCCAGCGGUACUAAUCAGCGAGUACUAAUCAUCAGACCGUACUCAUCAGGCCGUGCUCAUCAGACCGGCGGCGGCGGUUGUUAUUGUUGCUGUUGUUGCGGCAGCUACCUGAGGCAGAUCCAACCGAUGUCGACGGCUGACCUAAGGAAAGGCAGAUGCGAGAAGCGAGAAGAGGUACUGCUACACCAAAGGUUGCUCGCUGCCUCCCGUCCGGUCUGGCUGGGUUGCGUCGCUGCCGCUUCCUCAUGUUUGUCUGGAGUCCAUGGCGGGGUCUUGUGUCUCGCAUGCGGCGGGCAGUCGCGCCGGUGCCAGAGGGUGGCCUGUGUGUAUGGCAGAUGUGGGUUGUGCGGCUUGGUGGGUUUCGCCCAUGUUCCUUUCCGCCUUCUCCCGCCGCGCGAGGUACUUCCGCUGGUACUUGCAGGCGGUUUCUUUCCGUCCUUUCUUUCCUUCCUUUCUUCCUAUCUUUUCCUCCCUUCCACCUUCCCUAUUACGUACCUAACCUUAGGUAUUAGCCUCAGAUACCUUACCUCAAAGUACCUUACCUAUUUUCAUCAUCAUCAUCUUCUUCUUCUCCUCCCUUCCCCGCUCUCUCUCCUCCUCCCUUGAACUCUUGUUGUCGCUCCAUGCUAGACGUGACGCGGCCCAGCUGGCCCUUUCGGACUGCGUUGGCGCUCUAAUGCCUCCCAGUUCGCUAGGUCAGGCCAGGCAGGAUACCCCCGGCUUCGUGAACUUUCUUGCGUGUGUACAUUUUGAGGUAUGCAGACACCUGCCCAUGCAGA